This is a messenger RNA of Stegodyphus dumicola, 3200 nucleotides long. It is a transcript of the gene scro, whose product is annotated as scarecrow. Gene Ontology annotation, biological process: cell differentiation; regulation of transcription by RNA polymerase II. The record is from RefSeq and is a predicted model, not a curated record. Gene Ontology annotation, cellular component: nucleus. Gene Ontology annotation, molecular function: RNA polymerase II cis-regulatory region sequence-specific DNA binding; DNA-binding transcription factor activity, RNA polymerase II-specific. Lineage: Eukaryota; Metazoa; Arthropoda; Arachnida; Araneae; Eresidae.
UACAGAUUUGCGUGGUACUUGUAAAUUCCUCCAGCGGUGUUGGAGCGGAAGCUGGACGAAGCGAGACAACAAUACUGCGCAUGCGCUCUUUCUGAACGUCAACGACUCGCCAAGAGCCCAUUGGUCGUGCCGGCGCGUUGUUCGCCGAACCCCUCCAUGGCUAUCGUAUCACGCACUCACACAUAUGAGUAGGUCAGCCCAGCGCAAGUAGAAGCCGGGCACCGACUCGUUGGUGUCAGUCACUUGCGUCGAGCGGAAUUGCUUGCUUCAAGAGGACAGGACUUGGAGACACUAGAGAGGGUCCAGAAGAGAGGGAAACUCUCAGAGAAAAAUAAAAAACAUCAUCUCCAGUGACCCUGGUCAGGGCACUCGCGAGGGGCCUAGCUCUGGGGUUGUGAAGCAAUGUCCCUGAGUCCCAAACAUUCUACCCCGUUUUCCGUGACCGAUAUCUUAAGCCCACUCGACGAGACUUGUUACAAGAAGGUCGUCGCAGCCGCAGCAGCCGCGAUUGAGAAUUCAGGACUUGGUUCUGCUGCCUACAGGAGCCCCCAGUCGCAAGCAGCCAUGAACGUACCCGUCACCAACCCAUACAUGCAUAUGUCCCAGCUCUCCCACCCCAACACCUUCCCUACCCAGUACUGCAACGGGACGGACAUCUCGGCGCACUACGGAGAUGUCAGGCAGUCUGCACCAGGAUGGUACAGUACCACACAAGAUACGAGAUUUGCCUUUUCUCGGCUCAUGGGUCCAUCAACCAUGUCAAAUAUGAAUAUGCCCAGUCUCAGUGCUUGCAGCGUAGCUGCCGCCGCAGCAGCAGACCAGAAGGUGGCUUCCGCAGCUGGUGUCCAAUUUCCACUCACUCAACGGCGCAAGCGAAGAGUUCUUUUCACUCAAGCCCAAGUAUACGAAUUGGAGCGGCGGUUCAAACAACAAAAAUACCUAUCCGCACCGGAGCGGGAACAUCUGGCCAGUUUGAUACACCUCACACCUACGCAGGUCAAAAUCUGGUUCCAGAAUCAUCGGUACAAGUGCAAAAGGCAAGCAAAGGAAAAAGCGAUGGCCGAGCAACAGCAGUCCCAAUCUCAAUCUCCAAGGAAAGUGGCUGUGCCGGUGCUGGUAAAGGACGGCAAGCCGUGUUCCACCGGAUCAGCGGAGGACGACGGCAGCAGCGGUGCCGGUGACUUACUUCAGAGCACCGGUCUUCAGCAGCAGUCUCAGCCGCAUCAGCACCAACAGCAGCAGCAGCACCAUCAGCCCCAAGUCUCCGUGGGCGGUGGCGGCGGUCAUAGGAACAGCUGCCUCGGCGACUCGUGUGCCCAAAGUUCAGCGGCGGUGGCGAGGGUCCACGCGCUCGCCCAGCAGUCGGCAUGUUCUCUAACGGGCGGCGGGGCAGGGUCGGCGGCGGCCGCACUGCAGGGGGCGCUGAACGGCAUGAGUGGCUACGGACAGGCCGUCGCCGGAAAUCUGGACUUAAGCGCUGUCACCAAUCCCGCUAUGUGCACAUCGUACUUACAGUUGCAAGGAAGGACUUGGUAAUGACAAAAGUCAUAUAACAUUUAAAAAAAAAAACUAUUAUGACAUGCUAUGCCAUUCUGGAACAAUGGCUGUUCUGAAAAAUUGUACACAUUUAGUACAGAGAGAACCUCUUUAUACCAUACUGGUAACAGUAGUCUUCUGUGGAUUUAUUCCUUUGCAAAUGGAAACUGAUAUGAGAAUGACGGAAGUAGGUAACAUAUAGUUUCAUCAAGAAAGUUUUUAAAAUCAUUUCCAAACUAAUUUUUGCAAAAUCCUUCAGCCACUUCGAAUGCAUUUAAUUAUUUAAAAAAAUGUAUUAUACUUAUGCAGUCAACAAUACUUAGAUAAGCAUUAAAAUUACCAAUAGUAACAAUAGUACCAUGUAGAUAAAAAAAAAUAUUAGUUAAAAAGCGCUUUUAAUGGCGCAAAUAUAGUUAUUAAAGCGUAGGAUAAUACAAACUGUAUAUACACCGCAGAAUAAUUAAGUAGAUAUGUUGUGUUUAUUUGCCUUUGAUGAAGGAAAUGAGGUAUUUGCAUAAAUAUCAGUUAUUAAAUUAUUUACGUAAACUGACAAAUUUUUCAGUUAAAGAAAUAAAAUGAAGUUACUUAUAAUACUUUGUUUUUCUAGAUCAACAAUAAUACAGUUUUUAAUAUCAUCUCCAUAUAAUUACAUUUUUAUUUAUAAAUUACUUUAUUUUCUUUCUUUUGUGGGCAAAAUAAAUGCUGCACAUAUUUAGAAUAAAAUAAAAUGUUACACCUUGGUGUAAUGCGGUGUAUACGCAAAAUGAAUUUCCCAUUGAGUAAUUAUAAAAUGGAUUGAAACAGAAUGAUAAUUAUUGAUUUCUGUAUUUCAGUUCACUAGUUUUCCUCGUAAAUUAUUAAUUAAUAUACUCAAUACUUCGAAUUAAAUGAGGGAAUCGUCAGAAAGUUUUUAGGAACAGCCCGCAUGAAUUUUAAUUAAUACAAUUCAUCUAAUUUUUCAGAAUUUAUGCUUUGCUAAGUACUGAUUCAAACUAAUUACUCAUAUUUUAAACAAUAAAUCUUUGUUGCUAAUCAGUACAUAGAAAUUUUAGAUUUAUGAAAAUGAGGCACAGAAUUUUGAACCAGUCAGGGCUUUCUGCCUUUCUAAAAAUUAAUUAUCUUACUACUAAGAUUUUAAAUUACAUCUGAAAAAUGUUUUAAAUUAAGAGUCAUAACUUAAAUGUUUUUCUGAAUUCAAGAAACUGUGAAAGGUUUUUAGUGAAUAAAGCUACAAUGAUUUAAUUUGAAACAGAUAUUGAAAAUCAGUUUAAUAGAAAAAAAAUGUAAAUAAUCAUAGAAAAAAUAAAAUGAUAAAAAAAACAAUUUUUCGAACUCAGUGAAACAAAAUUCACGUGAUAAUAACUAUUAUCAUGUUAAGUCAAUUUCGGUUAAACUUAUUAAUUUAAUUUAAAUUUAGUCUAAUAGAAAAUAAAAUGCAUGUAAACAUAAAACAAUUAAACGAUAAAUGUUUUCUUCUAAUUUCAGGAAAACAAAAUUUGUUUAGUAACGAUUAAAAGUCAAUUUAAUGAAAAAUAAAAUGUAAAUGAACAUAGAAAACCUUAAAAUGAUGAAACAAUUCCUUCGAUUAGGUAAAACAAAAUUCGUCUAGUAGAGAUUAAAAAUCAGUUUAAACGGAAAAAAAAAAAAAAAAAAAAAAAAAAAAA